AUGGGAAUCCUGACUAACUCAGAUAAGGAGAUCGUGAAGCGAUCAAUUCCAGGGGCCUCCAAUAAGAUCAUUGAUUGCACGGUUGCGAGGCUUUACAUUGCGUACCCUGAACCUAACGAAUGGACCUUCACAGGUUUAUCAGGCGCAGUGGCCUUCGUAGAUGAUUUGGUGGGCCACACCUUUUUCCUGAAACUGGUUGACAUAAAGGGACAGAGAGGUGUCAUAUGGGAUCAAGAGCUUUAUGUAAAUUUUGAGUAUAACCAAGAUCGGUCCUUUUUCCACACUUUUGAAUUAGAAGAUUGUUACGCUGGAUUACUAUUCGAAGAUAUCAAAGAUGCUUCUCAUUUUCACAAACGGGUUGCUCAAAGGCAGAAGCAUGGAUCCAAGAAGACGCUUCAAAACAAGAACGCUAUAGCGCUGAAAAAUCGAAUUGAGCCUACCAAGAUUGUUGGACCCCGUGGAGAUAUUGGUACCACCACAGCUGAUGAUUAUACUACUCAACAAAGAUCAAGACAUGCAAAAGGAGUUAUCUACUACGAAGAUCAACCUCCCCCUGAAUGGCGUUCAUUAUAUAACGAACUUGCUAAUGCUGGUAUUACAGAAGAUAUGAUCGCCGAGAAUAGACAAUUCAUCAAGGAUUAUAUCAAACAGCAAGGAGGUCCUUUGGUCGGUCUGGAACCACCAAUUCCCAGAAAGUAUCAACGGUCUGCCCAAUCCAAGACCCAUGAAAGUAAUACAUCUUCAAUCAAGAAAUCGAAGAAGGCGCCUCCGCCUCCCCCGCCCCCUCUAUCUCGAGAUCCUACUGGGUCACCAACUCCCGCUCCCAAUGAUGAUGAGUAUAAUUUUGCACCGCCUUCUAAUUUCCAGAGAUCAUUACCGCCAAAGAUAUCUCCCCCUCCUCAUGUGCCUACGCCGGAUAUCUCCUCUGAAAUUAGUCGUGAGAGUUCGGUACCAGCUUCCGUUACUCCUCCAGAAUCUCAUGAGCACCACAAUGAAAAUACUGCCGUUCCAAAGGCUGAACCACCAAAGCGGGUAUUCAGAGCUCCUCCUCCGAUGGCGUUUAUAGGACAACAAGCAAACGGACCUCCACCUUCUUCUCUUACCGCCGCUCGCCCUGCUGGGCCACAGUUUUCUUAUGGUUCAACCCCAAGCAAUCCCAAUCUGCAAAGAGAGGGGGUUCCUCGUCCUCCAGGUAAUCAAGCUCCACAGAGAAAUGCGGUACCUCCUCCUCCUCCCUCAAGGAACAAUGUGCCUCCUCCGUUCGUGCCUCAGCCUGGAUCACCAAUGGGCAAUAGCCCUGGUCCUGGUGGAGGAAGACAGGUUCCACCACCACCUCCCCCUCGAGCUACAGGGAACCGAGUUCCUCCGCCAGCACCUCAGCCAAGACGUUCCAAUGCUCCCCCUCCACCUCCAUCUAGGAAUGCAGUUCCUCCGCCGCCACGGGCUAACACUCAGCAUACUCCGCAAUAUGGAGAACAACAACCUGGUGCCUUUAUUCCCCAGACUGCUUUUGAACAACCACAGCGUAGCGUACCACCUACCCCAGCAUCAAGCUUUGGUCAACCAGGUGCAUCUGCACCUCCACCGCUUCCGCCAAUGCACCCUCAAGGUAGUACUGGUAGUGGUCCCCCUCCUGCUCCUCCAAUGCCUCCACAGGUCAGUUCCAACGGACCUCCCCCACCGCCACCUCCUCCUCCACAGAUGUCAACGGGCGGUGGACCUCCACCCCCUCCGCUUCCACCACAAAACGGCUCUUCUGAUGCUCCACAAGCUUCAUUGCCUCCUGUGAGUGGUGAUCGAAGUGCUCUAUUGAGCUCCAUCCAAAGCGCAGGUCUUUCCAGUUUAAGAAAGACUGAUAAAAGCAAGCUAGAAAAGCCAUCGGUUUUACUUCAGGAAGCCAGAGGUGAAGUCCCUCCUCCUACUACAACUGCAAAUACUGCGCCAACGCCCGGCCAACCUGCAUCUUUGGCCGAUGCUCUAGCAGCAGCUUUAAACAAUAGAAAACAAAAAGUAGCUCGAAGUGAUGACGAAGACGACGGUGAAGAUUGGUAA
Komagataella phaffii GS115 is the source of this 2052-nucleotide messenger RNA. RefSeq lists its product as uncharacterized. The record is from RefSeq and is a predicted model, not a curated record. Gene Ontology annotation, molecular function: actin binding. The transcript has a single exon. NCBI's taxonomy places the organism in Eukaryota, Fungi, Ascomycota, Pichiomycetes, Pichiales, Pichiaceae. Bases 1 to 2052 code for a protein of 683 amino acids.